GACUAAAACUUCUUUGAAUAGAGAUGAAGUUCGUUCUUGGGAUCACUGUAGCUGCAUUUUUAGGAGCUCAUUCUGCUCCCUUACAGGACAAAUCAAUCAACGGUGAUGAACGAUGGACGAUAGCUCGCGAUGGUGAAGGACGUAUGCAUUUAGUCGAUCUUGAUCCACUGGAAGUUGAACCAGAGACAUUUUUCGAUCCAAAUGCUGACAUGUUCUACCUUCUAUACACAAGAUCGAAUCCAACUGAAGGACAACGAAUCACAUUUGAUGUUGGAAGUUUGACUAAUUUUAGAAGAAAUGGCAGCACAAGAGUAUUGAUCCAUGGAUGGACAACUUCUUCAAUGUCGACUGAAAAUAUUUUUACUAGGAAUGAAUUUUUAGCUCAAGGAGAUCACAAUGUUAUUGCUGUCGAUUGGAGCGUCGGUGCUAGUGCGAACUACAUCACAUCCAGAAAUCGUGUCAGCGUAGUAGGUCAAGCAGUCGCUCGAUUCUUAGACUUCCUUCAUUCAAAUGGUUACAUACAAUAUCAUCAAGUUCAUUUAAUUGGUCACUCUCUUGGAUCACACGUGGCUGGACAUGUUGGUAAAAAUGUUCAACGUGGCAGAAUCAAUGUCAUUUUCGGAACUGAUCCAGCUGGUCCAUUAUUCAACACCAACAAUCCUGACAGAUUAGACUCGUCUGAUGCUGAAUAUACAGAAGCAAUUCACACAAAUGCUGGACUUUCGGGAAUCAGUGAGCCAAUCACUCAUGCUGCAUUCUAUCCAAACUUUGGAUCAUCACAACCAGGCUGUGAAAAUGAAAUCGGUGGAAGUUGUAAUCAUGCACGUGGCCCUUUAUUCUAUUCUGAAUCAAUUAGAAGUGACUUGUUUAUAGCUCGUCAAUGCACUGGAUAUGAUCAAAUUGUAGCUAGAAACUGCCCUGGAACUGGAGUGGUAGCUAUUAUGGGUGGUGAUAGUGCUAAGUCCAUUCGUGGUGUUUUUUAUUUAGAAACUAAUGCUCAGGCACCAUUCGCAAGAGGCUAAAAUUAGAAAUAUUGUUUAUAUCUUAUCGAGCUUAUUUAGGAGGAUUUGCAGUUAAUUUGUAAAUAUUGAUUGGAAGUGAUAAUAAAUUCUUUGAUAAUUAA
Chironomus riparius is the source of this 1123-nucleotide messenger RNA. Lineage: Eukaryota; Metazoa; Arthropoda; Insecta; Diptera; Chironomidae. The record is from the annotation of a GenBank genome assembly.